Molecule: messenger RNA, 947 nt
Organism: Micropterus dolomieu (smallmouth bass)
Lineage: Eukaryota; Metazoa; Chordata; Actinopteri; Centrarchiformes; Centrarchidae
Product: immunoglobulin superfamily member 11-like
Exons: 3
Coding region: 63-815 (250 amino acids)
Source: RefSeq, a predicted model, not a curated record
GAAGUCGUUAUUGCACAUUUCCGUAAUUUGCGUUACAGUGAAGUAUAUAUAUAUAGUAUUUAAUGAUGUUUAAUCUUCAGACGUCUUCUACCGCCAUGAAGCUUCUUCCUCUCGCGUGUCUUUGUCUCCUGACUCAGUCUGGAACAACUCUUGCUGAUGGACAGGGUCCAGCGAUCAUCAAAGUGAAACAAGGGAGUGAUGUUAUUUUACCCUGUUCCCUCAGCAACAAGGACAUUGAGAAGGAACGCUUUGAGUGGAAGAAAGAUGGUCAGAAGGAUGUUUUCUUCUAUGAUGGAGGCACUGUAGAUCAGCAGUUAGAAGGUCGCGUCUCACAUUUUUCAGAUGAGCUGCAGUACGGCAAAGCCUCCAUCAUCAUCAGAAAUACGAAGGUGACCGACAGUGGAAACUACACCUGUGAUUUUCCACUUCUUCAGCAAAGUCCAGUCCUCAUUGAGCUUGUUGUUGAGCCAGUGAUCGUCAAAGUGAAAGAAGGCAGUGAUGUUAUUUUACCCUGUUCCCUCAGCACCAAGGAGAACAUUGAGUAUAAACUCUUUGACUGGAAGACAGAUGAUCAGAAGGAGGUUUUCAUUUAUGAUGCAGGCAAGACUUACGGUCCAACCAAAACAGGUCAAGAUGAGCAGUUCAAAGGUCGCGUCUCACAUUUUCAAGAUGAACUGCAGUACGGCAACGCCUCCAUCACCAUCAGAAAUACGACGAUGACUGACAGUGGAGACUACACCUGUGAAUUUCCACAUCUUCAGCCAAAACAAAUAUUCCACAUUCAGCUUGUUGUUGUUGGUGAGUGUUUUCAUUAAACAGUUAAAGAUUUAUUUACUGAUAUGACGGAUGGACUUUUGUCAAGUAGUCAGAAUAAACAUCUGUCUGGGCCUCGUCUAUUAUCAAGUUCAUAGUAUUUCAGAAGCACUUUAACAUAUCUUUUGUUUUGC